Messenger RNA from Nannizzia gypsea CBS 118893, 1929 nucleotides. RefSeq lists its product as hypothetical. Gene Ontology annotation, biological process: cellular response to oxidative stress. Gene Ontology annotation, cellular component: cytoplasm. The record is from RefSeq and is a predicted model, not a curated record. NCBI's taxonomy places the organism in Eukaryota, Fungi, Ascomycota, Eurotiomycetes, Onygenales, Arthrodermataceae. The transcript is spliced from 2 exons. Bases 1 to 1929 code for a protein of 642 amino acids.
AUGGCAGAGUCCAAAGAAGGGCCUGAUCCUUUGAUCGCAGCUCUCCCUCCCGCAACAGACUACCUGACCUACCUAACACUCGUCGAAUACCAGUUAACCCCUGCCCGGUUGCCGGUCCUUCACCAGGUGCUCCAAGACGAGACGUUGACUAUAAAUAUCGGCUGGGAUCUGGUCAACAUACUCCUCCCCCUUUUACCGCACUCAAGGGAAUGCCUCGACGAUGUUGCGAGGCUUGGAAACCCACGGGAGGUUAUUCUCCGGGUUUCGGAAGCUCUGAUGAAGCUCCAUGCCGCUGAAGAUGAAUCUCAGCAAGACGAGGAUGAGGGAACCGAUGAUCAGCAGGCGGGCGAGCAUCAGCGUCUACCUCUUCAUAUUAUACAGUUCAAUUGCCUCUUGUCGAUGCUUUCUACAUUACACUCGCGAAUUAAGACGAAAUACACAAGUCGAUUUAUUGCAACCUCUCUUCAUGCUGUUCUAGAAGCAUACACCGAAUUCCCGACUACAGAAACUACAGCUGCCAUUCUAGAGCUUCUUAGAGACUUAUCAGGGAAGAAGCGGCCGGCUUUACCCCCACGAUGUCUUUCGGAAAAGGCGCUUACACGCUCCACUGGAGACAAGGCGCCAGAUCCGGAGGCGGAUGAACAUGCAGAAGGAGACUCGUCUGAUGAGGCUAGAGAGGAGAAGUUGACCCAAAGAUUUCUGCAGUUUGGGCUUAUUGAAACCCUAAAGACAUAUCUCCUACAAUGUGUCGACGAACCAGGGCCAUCUGGUAUGCAAUGGGCAAUCCGUGUUCAGGAGAAGCUUGAUACCCCUCGUGCAAAAGGCGCGAUCCCCACAUGCCUUGACCAAUUUCACAAUGUCGAGUAUUUGAGGGAGAGGGAUACUACCCUGGGCAAGAUAGUGGCACUAUCAAGAGAUUUUGGGCUGGAGACGGAAGUCUUGCAAAAGAUAAUAUUUAAAGGAGAAAACGAUCUUCCACCCCCGCUGGAUUUUGAUAAUCUACCUAAGUCUCCCGAUGACAUCCCUCUAGAGAGACAUGGCUGUAUUCUCCUCCUGGCCGCGCGAUGUGUAACGGCUACACUAUUUGGGUCUGGUGCGCUUAAGCAGCCAUUACACCUGUACCCAGACAUUGUUAAUAUUCUGCUUAAUUUCCUCGGAGAUUAUGCGUCCCCGUAUACUGCAGCCGGGGGGGAACCAACAGCAUUAAUCGACUCUAUCUUAUCACUUGCCGCUGUGGCCAAGACUAGCACCCCUGAAGACGCCGAAGAUGAGGAAGGGUUCAAGACCCUUGUUUAUGGUUUGACGGCCUGCUCUCGUGGUCCUGCGCAGUUCAGAUCCUUUACCCGGCUAGGAUCUAUUCCUGCUCGUGCAUUCCAUGCAUACCCGGACAUUCAAGCGAGGUACAACCUAAUUCUGGAGAUUCUGAGUGAAGACGAAUCGGAAUAUGCGAGGCUUCCUGCCUUGCAAUGGCUCAAGGAGGAGCUUAUAUUUCACUCUGCCAAGGCGACCGAGACUGAGACCGAUAAUCCGUUUUCUGACCCUGAAAGCUUUACCUUCUUAUUUCAGUCUAUCUACAAAUUCUCGAACCCAGCGCAGACAUCUACUACACCUGCUGCCCCUGAGGGUAUAACGUCGGAAGUAUGGAUGCAAUUCAUUCAGGAGAUUGCACCGAUGUACCUUGCGAAGUUGAACCUUUAUUACUUUCUCUGUAAGUCGCCUAAACUUGCUGAGCAACUUCAUAUCUCCACCUUGCAACCGAUAUUUGAUGGGAGGUUCUUAGAUCCACUCAAGUCCUUCAUAACUUGCCUCUCAAAUCCUGCUGUCCUUUCGCAUGUUGAAGCGGAGAUGGGUGAGGCUGCCGUGCAGAUGGGAAAGAGUGCAGCAGAAGUUGUUCUACAGAUAAUUUCGGAUAUUGAGCGCGCUACAUAG